GUUUUUGCGUCCACCGCCCGUAGCCAUCGCUGGUUGAUUGUUUGCGGGUGCUAUCGGCAUCUCGGACGUCGCUCAUAACUUGCGCAAGCCGCGGCGAUCGCUGCUUGACCGGCGCGUUACACUAGGCGUAGGUCCCCACUGAGUGGCCCUCACCACUGGCUGAAUAAGCGCGAGGACACGCGGCGGGGAAAGAUGAGCCUCUCGAACCGCAACAACAACACCAAGACGGACUACGCGUCCAUCGAGGGUGGAUAUGAUGGGAGCCCGCGGCCGCCGCGGCGCACCGACAGCGUCAUGGACAAGCUCCACCAAUUGCCGCAGCGCUACUUCAGCCCGGCGGCGUCGCGCCAGCAGGUCUGCGCCUAUAUACUGUCCGCUUGCUUAUUUCUCUCGACAACAUGCAUCGUGCUCUUCGAGCCGUGGCUGCGGCCGGCCUGCGACGAGGCCUUGGUGGAUGCGAUCUUCCCGAAGCACGACGCGCCCUUCGUCAAUCCCCACUACGACCCGGGCUGCCGGAACGUGCGCUACAUCCAACUUUUGAAUUUGACGCAGCGCGAGUGCGACCUCGGGCGACGCAUCUUAUUCUCGAUCCUGUGCGGCGGCGCCGUCGGUUACGAGAGGAGGAGGGGAGAUAGACCAGCGGGCAUUCGGACCAUGGCGCUGGUGGCGCUCGGCGCCUGCAUCUUCACGAUCACGUCCCUCCUCGCCUUCGAGGACGGCCCGAUGGCCUGGGACUCGUCGCGCGUCGCGGCGGCCAUCCCGUCGGGCGUCGGUUUUCUGGGCGCGGGCCUCAUCUGGAAGGCCUCGACCAAGACGGGCCGCGGCACGGAGCAGCAGCACGUCCACGGCAUCACGACGGCAGCCUCCACCUGGGUCUCCGCGGCGAUCGGCGUCGCGGCCGGUGGGGCCAUGUACUUCGUCGCUUUUUUUUCGGUCCUCACUUUGCUGUUUGUGUUGCGGUUUGGGCCGCGCGCCAGGGACAUCCAGGGCUCGGAGCCCGAGGCGUCGGGGUCGGAGAAUGAUCUGGUGGAGCUCGAACGGCGGCGCGAGGGCGGGGGCUGCUUUGCCGUGCCGCCGCCGCGGACGACGUACCACGCUUGAAUUCAUUGACAUAAAAAUGUUUGAAGAUUA
Molecule: messenger RNA, 1131 nt
Organism: Pelagomonas calceolata
Lineage: Eukaryota; Pelagophyceae; Pelagomonadales; Pelagomonadaceae
Source: the annotation of a GenBank genome assembly